CAUUUAUACACCGGUUCCGAUACGAGCUACAUUCGGUUGACUUUCUUCUACGAUAGAAGCGUAUCAAUAAACCAAUUUUUGCAGAGAUGUAGCCGUUUACCGUUCUGACCGACCAGGGCGGUAACUGUUAUCAGUUUAAUGUAAUCAGCAAUCUUAAUCCUUUGUUUUCUUAUUAACCAUUAAGUUGUUAGCGAAGUAGUUGUGUUUAAUUUGCAAUUAUAUAUGUAGAAAAGUUGUAUGUUGUUAUUUGGUAUAGUUUUGCACAAAUUCAGCAUUGUGAUUGGGUAAGAUGGCUCACCUGAUGCGGAGCGCGCUCGUGAUCGGCCUCGGGAAAGACGACGAUGGCAUGUCGCUAGACGAAGGCAGACAGUCGCAGAGGCCGUACAGAUAUGGCAUGGUGUUACUGUGCGCAGGCGCACUGAUCAACUGGCUAGGCCUGGCGGAGGACUACGCGGAGCCGGUGCGCUAUGUGGGUGUUGCCUGCAUCGUCGCCGGUGCGCUACUCAUCUGUGCCGCCAUGUGCUGCUGGCUGCAGUCGCCCGCCAGGCAACCUCAGCAUGACAGGGCAUCGCCUGAUACACAUCAGAUCGACGACCCCAUCCACGUAAUAUCAAUGCCAGACGACGAGAGCAUGCAACAAAAGCCGCCCGACUACGACACGGUGGCAGGCGCGCCUCCGACCUACGACGACGCCAUCAAGCUGAACCCCGCGCGGCUGCUGCAGCCCACCAGCAGCGCGCGCCACGACCCCGCGCCGCCCAUCCCCGGCCAGCUCGACGACGCUCCCCCCACCAUCCCCCCGCACACCGUCAUCGCCCCCGUCCACAGAACCCAAGUCCCCAAAACCCCACCCCCACCUUACAACCCUACACAUGCCAUCAGAUGAAAUCUCGGCUGGCAACCUGUGUCACUUUAAAUCGACUGCUGUUUCAUGUGAUGAACCUAGUUAGUUUAAAAGGACUAAGUACAAUUUUAUAACGAAUCCCCGUUAUAUUUGUACCUAUACAUAUCCACACAUGAAACGAUUUAUUAUUUUAUUUAUAUAGGUUAGUAGUAUAGUAGCAUGGAGGAAUAGAAGCGAUUGUACUUAUGUGAUAUUAUGAAAGUUGUAAUAUUUAGUUACUUGUCAUACCUACCUGUACAUAACAAUUGAGUUCUGUAUAAAGUUUUGCUAUGUAAGUUAAAAAAAAAUCUCUUCCAAUUAUUGUUUGUUCCAGACACCUUUGCUUUAAUAGCAUAUGAAAAUAACUGAUUGAUUAUAUUAUCUAAUACACUGUUUAGAAGCAAUAUUCUAGAAGGGUAGAAGCACUGUGCCAUUCUAAUUAGAUGUAUUUAUCCUAACACUAAAUACCAGCACACUCGUUAAAUGUUAAAGAUAAUAUAGUUUAUGAAAUCUUCCGCCCGGCCCGCGAGUGUUCAUGCAAGUACUCUUGCAUUAAGUAUGUUGAUGGUUAAGUGAUUUGUAAAUCAAUUAAUUUAAAAACUGGAUAUUAGAAAUGCUUAGCCUAUACCUACUAAUGUAACUAAUAUGAAGUUAUAUUUACGACUUCGCUGUGUAGGGAAUAUGGAACUCAUUUGAUGUAAGACAAUGAUAUGAUGUUAGAAAGUUCUUGUUUUGUACUAUAUCAUUGCAUUGACGUAAGAUAUGAAGAUUCCGUUCAGUUUUAUAAUUAUUCUAGUCGUAAGCAACAUAUUCGGAGGGACAAGUGUAUUUGUAAUUUGUACACAUUUUGAUUGCACAACUUGAAUUAGAUACUUAGUGAAAAUAAAUCUUAUUACGACCUAUAACGUGGCGAGUCAUCAUAUGAUCUCAUGUACCAUUAAUUUUAUUCAACAAACAUUUCCUAUCAUUUUAAAUAUGAAUGUUAAAUGCAUAAAAACAUAAAUAAUAUUGUAUUACAAUAUUGUCAUCAUUCCAAUCCGCUAAUGGCAAAUAUAGUUUCGGCUUAAUUGAUAAAAUACCUUGUCCCUUUUUGUUUUCUGUCCAUAAUAUUGACAAUACAAGCAGCCAUGCGUGUCGACUGCAGUUGAUUUGAAGAUCGUUAUCCAACGAAAAUCUUGUCAGUAUUUUUUAAAACAACCACAAAUCAUUCUUAGCAAGUCAUGUAAACGUGAUAUGUGUGUAUCUGUAGGGCGAUAAUUCCCCGUGUCAUUGGCCUAAACGCGAAAAUGACAGAAAUCAGAAAAACUUGAGCUUUGUUACACAAAAUAUUAAUGGGACCAAUACCUAGAAUAUUAAAAUAAUUACGUGUGCUUUUGCUAACAUUGUAACAACCGAUUCUUAUUGUGCGUGCCUGCAAGUUUUGUUUAGAAUUUUACAAUGCUGAAGUUGUGCAUUUAUUAUUUGUACAUUGUACAAACUAAAGGAAGUUAAGAUUGUACAUACAAAAUAAAUGUUGUUAAAUACUUAAUAAA
Messenger RNA from Plodia interpunctella (Indianmeal moth), 2415 nucleotides. RefSeq lists its product as uncharacterized. NCBI's taxonomy places the organism in Eukaryota, Metazoa, Arthropoda, Insecta, Lepidoptera, Pyralidae. The coding region runs from base 290 to 886 and encodes 198 amino acids. The transcript has 3 exons. The record is from RefSeq and is a predicted model, not a curated record.